AUGGAGAAGAAACGCAAAAUGAUAAAAGCUUUGUUGCUGUUGGAUUUGCUCUAUGAGGACGAUGAAGAACAAAUAAAAGCGCAUACACUGGGUAAGGCCUUGGAUAGCCCAAAGAGAGCAAAGGGGUAGAGGAUGAAACAGCAUACCAGGAAUUCUUUCAAAUAAAAUUGCUUGCCUCGUAGGAAAACAAGUUACCCUAAUGAGGUCGAGUAUUAAGGCCGAUGAGAGGUUAGCUGUUACUUUAAGAUACUUGGCCACAGGAGAGACAUUUAAAUCGCUCGAGUACUGUUUUUGUUCGAACAGAACAACUAUUUCAUAUGUUGUCUCUGAGUCCUGUGAUGCUUUGUUUAAAAUUCUUGGUCCAGAUGUCCUUAAGACGCCAGACAGUGAGGAAGAAUCGUGUGCAAUUGCCAAACAUUUCGCCCAGCAGUGGAAUUUUCCCAAUGGCAUUGGGGCAAUCGAUGGCAAAAGGAUAAUUAUCCAACAAUCUAACAACUCAGGCUCUCAUUAUUUUUGAUUACAAGGAUCACCACAACAUUCUCCUGGAUGUUUUUGGACCUAAUUAUGAAUGUUUGUGGGCUGAUAUGGGGACAAAAUGAACAUGCGCCUGAUGGAGCAAUCUGGCAGAAGAGUGGUCUGAAAGCACUAUUGAGCAGCACUGAGAAUAAAUUGCAUUUACCAUCAAAAGUAUCACUUCCUAUGAGAUGCCAAUUCUGUUUGUUUUGACAGGGGAUGAUGCAUUUGGUCUCGCAACUUAUUUCAUGAAACCCUUCCCUCGUACACAUCUUGAAGAAAGAGUGUUUAACUACUGGCUGUCAAGGAUGAGAAGGAUAUCUGAGAAUAGUUUUGGGAUCUUAGCCAACAGAUUGAGAGUGCUCUGCUCUCCAAUACUUAUUUCUCCCGACUUUGUGACCAGCAUUAUAUUGGCACUGUUAGUACUGCACAAUUACUUAAGGUAAGAGACAAGAAAACGCAUUUGUGUACACCCUACUUUAUCUUUUAUUCUAAUUAGCCAAGCAAUUAACUUGUUAAGUUAAUGAGUUUGUGAUAAAAUUAGAAGUUCAUUAAAGGCUAUAAUAUUUAUUACCAGUUUUAAUGAUUAGAUAGAUUUAGAUAGACUUAUUAAUGAGAAAUUACAUAGCGGCCUUAUGAAGCCGAAUUGCAUAAUUUACGUACAAGUGUUAAAAAGAAAAUAUAUGUAUAUAUACAGCAAUAAAAAUGAUUGAGUAUAGUACUAUUUACAAUUAUAAGCCCUUGCUGAGGAAGGGAAAAAAGACUUUGAAGACCUGUUAGUUUUAUAGCGUGGCACAACCAGUUUGUGCGGCUUUCUCAAGUUGUAAGAAGAGCAAUUCUCAGAUUAUACAACAAUCAAUGUUGAUCUGUUUUAGAAUCAUGAGGGCUUAAAUUUUAUAACCCUCAUGAAAAUUAUGGCUUAAAUUUUUAUGACUCUUCAAUGGUUCAGUUGUUAACAGGGAUGGAUCCAGCAUGAUCUGGUAGGGUAGGGGGUGCCUUCCAGCUCUGGUGCGAGUUGUGUCGAUCAUGUGUGCUGCCCGCCCAUCAACUUGCUUUACUACUGCAAAGUCUUGCUUGCCUACUGUAUUUGAAUUGUAAUUGUUGUUCACAGUUCGCUUAUCAUCAUGUUGUUGCUCAAAUUACUGUAUCUCAUUUUGUCUCUAAUAAUUUGUUGCUUUUUCAUGAAAAAUAGCACCCCCUCCCUGCACACCAUCUGGUCAGGGCUAAGGGGGUGCACACCCCCCAGUGGGGGUGCACACCCCCAGUAAAUCCAUCCCUGGUUUUUAAUGACCCACCCUUUUGAAAGGCUGAAAAAUUAGGACCCUCCCCCCAUGGUAAUUUCUGACAAGUCCCUAAUCGAGUUCCAAAAAAACAAACAUACAAUAGCCAUGUGUUUAAAUAACUUUUGUAAUAAGUUUUGAGAAGGUUUUGUAUAAUUAUUUUUCCAACAUUCUUCACACUUAUAUUUCACAGUAGUUGAGAAUAACUUGAAUAGUAAAGUCAUCAUUAUCUAAGAAGUGUUUUAUGUAAAAUCACAUGUCUAAUGGUUAUCAGCACAAUCAAUGCAGCCUGUUUUAUAUUCUCGCCAUCAAAAAACUACUUUUGUGGCUAAAAAUAGUUAAAUCAACUUUAGAAACUUGUCCUCCUUACAUUUUUGUUUAAUAAUACACCAUCAAGACUAUUACUCUAAAUUUUAUUUCCACUAUAGGUGCAAGUCUCCCCUUGACAAGUUGAAUUGUCUAUCAGCAGACCAAUAAACCAAUAGACAGUGCAUUGCAUAUACAGUUUACUAACAAAGCUGAAUAAUUAAGCAACAAUUUACAAUGUCUAAUGCCAGACAACUUAACUCAUAAAGGGGAGUCUUGCACAUUAAUACCUUGAUAUAAUGUUAUGAAGACUGUUAAAAACGUGCGAGAGACACCUUAAGUUGAAGGUAGAACUCAGGCUUCCCUGAGAACAAGUUGCGCGAACACAUGUUUUUUGUGAUGUAGUUUUAUAUUUUUUUUAUACGAGUUUUAUAUAUGAGUAAACCCUGAGAUUUUCGACGAUAUUCUAGUUUGUUUUUGCGUAGAGUUCGAUAUUUAUUACAUGGCGCCCAACGUGGAGCAUAUAUAUUGUCAAGGUAUUUAAUAAAAAAUGAGCGAAGAAAAGGCGAUUUUAGCGAGAUUUCGAGCCGUUAGAGGAGGCAAUCGAGCAGUUAUAACGAAGCUUAUCAACGAUCAACAGCUUGUCAUCUCCACUCACAUGGACGAGCUCCUAAAAAUUCCGGCAUGUGCUGGUGAUAAGGCUUCCCAGUUGCGAUUUGUCUAUGAUCGAGUAAGUGUAAAUGUUUGAGGACUUGAAGCACUUGGUGUCAAGGCAAGUCAAUAUGGUAGUUUGCUAAUUCCGGUAUUAAUGUCAAAAUUACCCCAAGAUAUACGGCUUCAAAUCGCGAGAAAAACAUCCAAGGAGGUCUGGGAUAUCUCAGAAAUAUUGGACGUAAUCCGAAAUGAAGUGGAAGCCCGGGAAAUGAGCGAAGGUGUUAAGGUGAUUCAGAAUGAAAAACCAAGGUAUCAGUCCAGACCCCCAUCUGCAUCUGCCCUACUUGUGAAUAAUGGUUCCCACGAGGGAAAAAUUCGAUGUGUUAGUUGUAAUGGUGAUCAUUUCUCAGCAUCAUGUGAGAAGGUUCGAGAUAGACAUGCAUGAACAGAAAUAUUGCGAAAGGAUCGAAGAUGUUAUGUUUGCUUAAUGUUUGGGCACAUAAACGCUCAGUGUGAUCCAAAAAGAUCUUGUCGAAAAUGUCAGGGCAAACAUCAUCAAUCGAUUUGCUUGCAGUCAUGUCAACCCCCCGGUCAACACCCUGGCAGUCCACCCCCUGGCAGUCCUCUAAAUGCAGGUUCUAAACCAUUCAAUCCUGCAAAUACACCUGCAACUGGGAACCAACAAUCUGCCACAACAGCAAGUAAUCAAACGAAGGGCGGUGUCAUGCUUCAAACUGCAACAGCAUCUGCAAUCAGCUAUGAUGGGUGAACAUCUAUUCCUGUCAAAAUUCUAUUUGACAGUGGGAGUCAGCGGUCUUAUGUCAGUGACCAUCUCAAGUCCAAAUUGGGUCUCAAGUCGCAGAGAUCCGAAACUCUCCACCUUAACACGUUUGGCGAAAAAAGGUUUCGAAGACAGAAAUGUGAAUUACUACAACUGAAAUUGUGCGCAAGCAACGAUGAACAGGUGACGAUUGAGGCCCUCAAUUUCCCAGAAUUUUGUUCCCCAGUAUCUGCAACCAUUAACCUCGACAAUCACCCUCAUUUGAAUGGAAUACAACUGGCUGAUAAAUCUAAUGUAAGCGAUCCCAUAGACGUUCUAAUCGGUUCUGACUACUAUUGGGACAUUGUUGGAGGUGAAAUGAUUCGAGGACAGUCGGGUCCUGUAGCAAUUAGUAGCACAUUUGGAUGGCUUUUAUCUGGGCCAACUACCAAGGAGAAAGGAGAAUUGAAGACCACAACAAAUCUGAUUAUUUCUGGAAGUUCCAAAGGUCCGUUCGAGACAACCGAAGAUCCAAUCGUGAACACGUUAAGGAAAUUUUGGGAAACCGAAUCCAUGGGGCUUAAGAGUAGUGAAAGGUGUUGCGAAUCAGCAUUUAACGAGAGUCUUCGAUUUAACGGCGAAAGGUAUGAAAUUGAUCUACCAUGGAAAGAUGAGAUGCCUUGACUUCCCAGUGAUUUUGAUUUGUGUGUCAAGCAGUUAAGGUCACUGCAGCGAAGGUUAGUCAGCCAGCCAGACUUGUUAACCAAGUAUGAUGGAAUUAUCCGUGAGCAGUUACAAAAUGGUAUCAUCGAGCAAAUUACCGAGAGUGAGAAAUUCGAUUCGGACAGUAACAGAAUUCAUUACCUACCACAUCACGCUGUUGUUCGGUCAGAUCAUGACACAACUAAGUUACGUGUUGUAUACGAUGGCUCCGCAAAGACUAUUAAUAGGCAGUAUUCUAUGAACGAUUGCUUGGAAGUUGGACCAAAUUUUACGCCACAGCUAAUCGAUAUUCUUAUGAAGUUCAGAUGGCAUAAGAUUGGUUUGACCGCGGACAUAGAGAAGGCGUUUUUAAUGGUCGCUGUAAAUGAACCCGAUCGAGAUAUGUUACGCUUCUUAUGGUUGAAGGACCCUGCAGACUUGAACUCGGAGAUCUUACAGUUGAGAUUCACGAGAUUAGUAUUUGGAUUACGACAGUCUCCAGUAAUCUUAGGAUCAACUAUACGCCAUCAUCUUGAUACGCAGAAAGACGUUAAUCCUGAACUGAUCGAAAUCCUAAAGAAUUCGUUCUACGUCGAUGAUUUUAUUUCAGGUGCCGAUGACGAAAAGGAAGUGCUUGACCUGACAAACAGUGCCAAAACAGUUAUGAAACGGGGCGCCUUUAACCUUCGAAAGUGGAAUACGAGUUCCUCCAGUGUUCAAGAAAAGUUACCGGAAACGGACAUCCAUACGAAGACUGCUCCAAAACAUUCGAGUGUCAAUGUUGUCGAAGAUGAUCAAUCUUAUUCAGAAUCAGUAACAUGUAAAUCUAUCGGUGUUACCAAUGGCAGCGUUAAGGUAUUGGGUACUAUUUGGAAUAAAUCGUCUGACGAGCUAGAGUUCAAAUUUACCGACCUUGUUGAAGAAGCGCGAAAAGAUCGUUAUUGAAGGUAAUUGGCAAGAUAUUCGACCCUCUUGGAUUUCUAAGUCUGUUUAUUAUACGUUGGAAGGUGCUGUUCCAAAUCCUUUGCAUUGAAAAUGUCAAUUGGGAUUUUGAGUUAAUCGGCGAACAUUUAAAUUUAUGGAACACUUUAAUCUCCGAGCUAGAGCGUUUGAACAAUGUUCAUGUACCGCGAUGUUACUUUCAAGAUAACAGUCUAUCGAAGACAAUACAACUGCAUUGCUUCAGUGAUGCAUCUAAGGCAGCGUAUGCUGCUGCUGUUUAUAUUCGAUCCAGUUACUCUGAUGGUCAUAUCGAUGUGAAUUUAGUGACGGCAAAAACGAGAGUCGCUCCGUUGCAGAAGCAAAGCAUCCCAAGACUCGAAUUACUCGGUGCAAACAUUCUUGUACGACUCGCUGCGAAUGUAAAGAACGCCUUGAACUUGUCAUAAGAUGUGAUGAUAAUUUAUUGGAUCGAUUCAAUGACGGUUUUGUAUGGGAUAAAAAAUAACAAGCCAUGGAAGCAGUACGUGAUGAGCCGAGUAAACGAAAUUCGUGAGUUGACCAACCAAGAGUUGUGGCGACAUUGUCCGGGUAAGCAAAACCCUGCUAAUCUUCCAUCUUGUGGAUUAAAUGCAUCGGAACUAACAAACGAAAUCCGAUGAAGGGCCCUGAAUUUCUUUACAAGCCCGAAGCUGAUUGGCCGCAAACGGCAGAAAGCAAGGAAACAGAGUUUACUAAAGACGAAGUUGUGAAGAAUCCUGUUAAACAGACCCAUGCACUAGCCUCUUCCGCACCCCGAACAAUUGAGAAAGACGAUGUGUCCAACGUUAAUCUUGAAGCGAUUAUAGACUGUAACCGUUACAGCUCUAAAACAAAACUAUUACGAGUAACAGCAUUAGUUCUGAAAUUCGUGAAACACCUGAAACUCGAAGAGAGAGCUCGUACGAUGGAGCCAGUGGAAAUCAACGCAAAGGAGUUGUUAGAAGCAGAAAUGUUAUGGUUAAAGAGCAUACAAUCGGCUGUGUUUGAAACGGAGUUUAAGCUCUUGAAAUCGAAGAAAGAGAAAAAUCAGCUUAUAAAUCAACUCAACUUAUUUCUUGAUGAACAUGAGUUGAUCAGAUGCCAAGGACGACUCGAUAACUCAGAUUUACCUACUGAAGUCAAGACACCCAUUCUGUUACCGUGUAGACAUCGCUAUAUGGAGUUUUGAUGAAAUGUCCUGGGAAGUUUUCUUUUGAGUUUUGAUUCUUUGUCACUUGACCCUUCACUAUCACUUCUUAUACUUUUUGAAUCAGGACCGACUUUUUUACGUUUGGAACAUCCGAAAGCACAACACUGAGGAUCUCUAACUUUUCCCAUUGCUGUGAAAUUUGCUGAGUUUAAUUCAAUUUAAUUAAAAUUGGCACCAAAAACGGUAGAAACUCUAUGCCACAGGUCUCCAAAAAUGUUUUUUAAAUUGGACAUGUUUUUUUGAAAAAACAUUUACAGUAACCACUAAACUCAAAAAGCUAAAAUUGAGAGUUUAUCAUGUUUUCAAUUCCUGAGAGUACUUCCAAAUUUCGUUUAUUUUUGCAGAAAAGUUUAAUAUGGUGCAUUUGACAUGAGUCGAAGAAUUAGAAAACACUAUUACACAAAGUCAAAAGUAAUAUUUUAUUAUACCAAUAGAGGUAUUCAUACAAUAAUGAAUGUAACUAUAUUUAAGAUUAUAAAAUCUACUGUGCAUCAAGCAGUUUAUUUCAUUGAUGCUUGUGUGAUGUUACUCUGAAUGUAUAUCCACACCGGGCAGGCUUGAAAAAUAUGCCUGGCCAUGGUGGGAUUCGCACCUACGACCUUUGCAAUACUAGCCCAAUGCUCUACCAACUGAGCUACGUCGUCAGGUCUGUUCGAGAUGCGAUAUUUUGGAACGGAGUCUAGUUCCUUCGAUAUCAGUGUAAUCUAAUAAUCAUGAUAUUUGUCGUGUUGGUGUAAUGUACUCAGGUGAAUAAGAUGCUUAUGUGAUGUUACUCUGAGUGUAUAUCCACACUGGGCAAGCUUCAAAAAUAUGCCCGGCCACAGUGGGAUUCGAACCUACGACCUUUGGAAUACUAGCCCAAUGCUCUGCCAACUGAGCUAUGCGGUCAGGACGGUUUGAGUAUGCAAUAUUUCAGAACUGAGUCUAGUUCCUUCCAUAUCAGUAUAAUCUAAUAAUCAUGAAAUUUGCUGUGUUGGUGUAAUGUACUCAGGUGAAUAAGAUGCUUGUGUGAUGUUAAUCUGAGUGUAUAUCCACACCGGGCAGGCUUGAAAAAUAUGCCCGGCCACGGUGGGAUUUGAACCUAUGACCUUAGGAAUACUAGCCCAAUGCUUUGCCAACUGAGCUACGUGGUCAGGAUGGUUCGAGUAUGCGAUAUUUCGGAACUGAGUCUAGUUCCUUCGAUAUCAGUAUAAUCUAAUAAUCAUGAAAUUCUUACAUUUAUUACAAUUCUUAUAUUUUUCAAGCCUGCCCGGUGUGGAUAUACACUCAGAGUAACAUCACACAAGCAUCUUAUUCACCUGAGUACAUUACACCAACACAGCAAAUUUCAUGAUCAUUAGAUUAUACUGAUAUCGAAGGAACUAGACUCAGUUCCGAAAUAUCGCAUACUCGAACCGUCCUGACAGUGUAGCUCAGUUGGCAGAGCAUUGGGCUAGUAUUCCAAAGGUCGUAGGUUCGAAUCCCACCAUGGCCGGCCAUAUUUUUCAAGCCUGCCCGGUGUGGAUAUACACUCAGAGCAACAUCACACACAACCUUUACUAGGCCUUGUACCCAGGGCUAGACAAGUUCAUGGACAUCCCUAAUAGUAUUAUAUAUGGACAUUCAUUUGAUAUUUCACCAAUAUGUAAAUAUGAAGUCAUUAAAUAUAUAAAAGAAUUGUUGUUGUAUUGUGUAAAAGUAUUGUGCUGUGGUAUUUGUUUUUAACCCUUUAAGUGGCAAUGCACCAUACUUUGUUAGUUUACUCUGUCUAAUGCCAGACAAUUUUACUCGUCAGGUGGACAGUGCAUGCCGCCACUCAAUGGGUUAACAUAGUCGAUGAACAUAUGACAAAUGAUCCUCGGCCAUGGUACUGCGGUGGUAGUGCAUUUUUGCAUUUGCUGGAUGAUAUCGCCAGGGCUGCAUAAAAUAUUUUAUUUUCUGGGACCAAAAAGCCAAUAAAAAUAUUUUCUGCACGCAAACACUGGGAAUCUUAUGUUUAAAUUUGAUCACGAAACAAAAUUCAGUGUAUUCUACGCAUCAUUUCAUUAGAUUUGAAACCAAAAUAGGCAUAUUUUACCUUGCUAGCAGUGGUUUCUAGCUGAGCUGAGGAGAAACCACUGUGAGCAAACGAAUGAUCGUCUCAUGUAGCUGCCGUCCAGAUUCGCGGACGGAUACAUUAAAUGAGAAACUGGUAAAACAAGUUUGACAAGUUUUUGUUGUUGUGUGCAUGGGUAACUGCUUGGCACUGCUGGUAAAAUGCAAGCCAGUUGUACAAAAACAACACGAUCAUUCUCUAAAUAUAGUAACCACGCUAUAAUAUAAAUACUAGCUUUUACAAAAUAUUGUAACUUCACAAAAAUAUUGUAACUUCACAAAAAUAUUGAAUAACAUGUUUGAAAUUAUACAUUAGAGUUCAACAGAGUAAGUAUAAAUUUACACACAACAAUCAUUCACAACAAUCUUUGAUCAGUUGACAUUUGUAGCAGUCGAGGUCACAACAAUCAAAAAUUGCAAUAAUUGUCAAAAUCAACAGUUAUUGGAAACGUUAUUAUAUUAUUUGGAAACUUUGGAAAUUGGAAUUUUUCGAAAACCUUAACACAAUCUCCAACGUUUAAGUAACACAAAUAAAGUUUGCAGACCGAAUUUUAAAAAUUGAUAUUGAUUGGAUAAAUACAAAAAUUUAAAAAGAUUAACAGAAAUUCAAAUGCACAAUUUGUAGCUGUAGGGUGAGACACAACCUCGUCCCCAGGGCCUUUGAGCUGACUUCGUGCUGGAGAAGGCCCUGGCAUCGGCUGACACUUUACACCCCAAAAUUUGGGGUGUGAAUUAAUUAAGACCACUUAAUUUCAAUGCGCGAAAUUGUUUUAUUCUUCAAAAUUUCCUAUACUUGCUGCUCCAAGACAAGGUAAAUGUUAUAUAUUUUUAAUUCGCGAGAAAUAAGCUAUCGGAAAAUGUUUGAAUCAAAUUUAUACGAUCAGAAAUUUAGAAGCUACGAGUCAAUUUGGCAGCCGCUAGACUACAAUUUAAUUGUUUAUGUAUUAAAAUAUUUUGAAAUCCUCAGCACAAAACUUUGGAUAAUUUUUAAAAUACUCAACCAAUAUACCUCAUUCAAACAUAUUUGAACUCCCGGUUGUAUAGCGAUACAGAUUAUAUAAAGUAUGUAAAGGUUUGAGCAAGUUUUCACCAAAUUUACCGACGAAAUUUGAUGGUCACAUUCUAGACUAAAUUUUUAAUAUGUCUCGACUGACGUGCAUAGUCCAUUCACUUUUCUUCAUUUAAAAAUUAUUUUCUACCUUAACACCAGACACAUUAUAUAUUUUUGAAAUCCUUAGAAGAUUUUCUUUCGAAAGAUCAGCAAACAGAGUCUCUACAACAAAAAUUGGAUGAGCUUACAUAAGAUUUGUAAUGUUGUUGCCAUGUUGUAAACAAUUAAAUUGUAGUCUAGCGGCUGCCAAAUUGACUCGUAGCUUCUAAAUUUCUGAUCGUAUAAAUUUGAUUCAAACAUUUUCCGAUAGCUUAUUUCUCGCGGGUUAAAAAUAUAUAACAUUUACCUUGUCUUGGAGCAGCAAGUAUAGGAAAUUUUGAAGAAUAAAACAAUUUUGCGCAUUGAAAUUAAGUGGUCUUAAUUAAUUCACACCCCAAAUUUUGGGGUGUAAAGUGUCAGCCGAUGCCAGGGCCUUCUCCAGCACGAAGUCAGCUCAAAGGCCCUGGGGACGAGGUUGGGUGAGACACAGAUUUCAAAAUAUUUUAGUGCUGACAAUAACGAUACUAAAACCGAUACAUAAAUUGUUAACUGCAUGUAGAAUAAAAAGUCGUUCGAUUAAAACUGACAGACAACAAAUAAAACAAUACUAUGCCACGCUUGUUUACAUAGAGAUAAAAAACUGUCAAACUACAGGAAAUGAAGUCAAAUUAGUGACGAACGUCCCACCACAUGAUCUUUGCACAUGCUUGAUAGAAAGUCGUUCGUUUGCUCGGAGUGGUUUCUACUCAGCUCCAAAACCACUGCCAGCAGAGUAGACGUAUUUAAACAUGGCUACAGAAUAAAUAUUCUUUAUAUUUUAAUUUAACAACAAACAUUUACAUUUUAAUGAAUGAUGAAAGUGACCACUGGGAACUGUCUGCGAUUUAUGAUUCUUAUUAAUUUUAAUAUAUAUGUUAUGAAUAUCAACUUAAUGGGAAAGGCAGAAGGUGUUGUGUAUUGAAACAUAUUGCUUGGAUUUUUUACUACAUUGUAAGAAAUCACCACAGUCGUAGACUUUUUAAUCUACAUACUGUAGUUGUUAAAUGAGUUGUAUUCAUAUAUAACUCGAGUGGUAUUUUCAGAAGUAGCUAAUACAGCAGAUGAAAUCAAUUAUAACAACUGCAUAGAGGAUUUUUUAUCCAUUAAGUUUUACCCUCCAUUUUUUCUGCCAACCUCAAAAGUUUUCUGGGACCAAUGGUCCCACGGUCCACUAUAUUAUGCAGCUCUGGAUAUCGCAACCAAGUGUUGUUUCAGAGGAAGAGCCCUGAGAUCAUGCUGUGUAGCAAUAGGAAUCUCGUAUAGAGCCUGCACUCUCGCAUAAAGCAGGCAAGACCUUCAUUCAGAAGCCAGGAUUAAUAUUAAUUCCCCACAUAAACACUUGAAAACUGAACUGUCCCAUCUGCCAUAUGCAGGACAAAAAAAACAUGCAGCCUGGACUUUAACUGUUAAACAACCAAAUCAGCAUGAUAAUUAAAUCUGUAAACAGUGUGAUAAUUUUUGCUUAGCCCAAACCAAAGCCAGUUUUCUAGAAUUAAUUUGCAGAAUCCUAAGAAUUGGACCUCCAACUUGAAGAGCUAGCUGUGCUAAUCAAGUUGCAUGGGCAACCCUGGAUUGAAGUGACUAGAGAAAAUCUUCACAAAAUAAUAGAGAGAUCAGAUUUGACUUCCACUAGCUACUGCUAUUGCUAUCAUUAACUAUUAACCAGAUAAGUUUCAUUUAUCCAAUCAAACAAUCGGAUGCAACUGCCAAGUGGAAGUCAAAUUUGAACCUUUCUAUACAUGGAUUUCAGAGAGACCAGUCAUUAUUUGCUGAUAUAUAAUUAUAACUUGUAUAAUCAAAAGCUACAGAGUAAACUACAUAUUCAUUUAUGAUAUUGAAAAUUAAUAUAUAAUUAUCUAAAGUGAGAAUAAUUUUUAAAAAAUAUUCAUAACAUAAAAUGAUUCAUGCAUGCUGGUGAAUAAACCAUAUGGAGUUUUCAUUCCGAAUCUCUACAAAUUCCUUGACAUUAUUUUUCCAGUACCAGGCCUUAAAAUAUCGGUCGGUCACGGACAUUGUCCGACCCAUUCGUGAAAUUGUCCGACGUAAAGAGAAAACCACCGGACAUUCUGUCCGACCGAAUGAAAAGUGAGGUUUAUUGUUUGUCCGACCGAAGUGUAGUUGAUGUCCGACCAAAUUUUAAGUAAAUGUACCCUGUAAAUGUUUAUCAGAAUUGUUCUAUAUGGCCCGCUAAGCGUGACAGGUUGGUUAGCAGUACGAAACUAUGAAUUUGAGUCGUGUUUAUAUAGUAUUAUAGAUUAUAAAAUGAGAAAAUCCAAGACCAAGAAGCCGUCAAAAUAACUACAAUUUUGUUCUAAUUAUAGUACUGUUUUGACAGCUUCCUGCAGCGCAGCAGCGGCAUCUUUGAAGUCAUAUAAACAACAGUUAAUUGGCUUCCUAUAGCUUUUAUAAAAACACGCUAAAUAAUUUAUUACUUUUCGUGUGCCCUUUUACUCGAAAAAAGUCGCAUUUCUUUUUAAAUUUGAAAAAACUGAAUUUCAGAAACAGGUUCGAUGGACAGGGUUUUUUUACCGAGAGAAUGAGCUCUAAAGAUGAAGAACCGCUGUGCUCCUUUUGCAAAGAAAGGAGUACAAAGUAUAGUUGUUUGUCCUGCAAUGUUGUAGUUUGUAACGUUUGUUCCUCGCCAGCUAAUCCUGGCACUAAAGGUUAUAAUGAAGAAGCGAAAAGAGUAAGUGUUUGCAAGAAGUGUACUAAACCUCCAUCGGCAUCAACAUCUGAACCUCCCCGAAAAGUACAGAAAACCAUAUCUUCGAUGUUCAGCAAAUCAAACAAGACGCCCUCAACAUCGUCGUCGAGUUCUUUUACGAAAGCAAGAAGAAACCCCAAACAACAUGGCAAUGUUAGUGCCUCAAGUUCAAAAGAAGUUAGAACAGUCAAAACGUCUACCGUAGAAAAGUGGAAGUCCGAUUUAUCAGAAUAUUCGGCAGCAGAAUGGUUAACAUACGAUGUUGAUGCUGAAGGAAAGGCAAGGAAUCUUAAAUGUAAAUUUUGUAUCAUGUUUGAAGACAAAAUCAAGAACUUGCCCAAUUACUCAGACAUUUAUAUCAAAGGUUCAACGAAUUACAGAGUUUCAGCAGUAAAAGAUCACGCAACGAAUAUCAAUGGUGAUCCACAACAUCCUCACACCGUGGCUCAUGGUAAUUUUCUGAAGGCCAGUGGAGUAGAAAUCGAACAGCGCGCAAAAAAAAUUGCAAAAUCCUGCGACAAAGGAAAUACUGAUGUAGUGUCCGGGUUACAAAAUCACAAUAAAAUGGAUCCAUCUACGUUAAGAAAAACUAAAACUAAGUUCGAGACCGCAUAUUUCGUGGUCAAGGAAGAAUUACCCAUCAGUACAUGCAAAAACAUUCUGAACCUGGAAUCUAAACAUGGAGUUGAAAUCGGUACGAAAUACCUUACAGAUCCAUCGGUGGGUACUUUCAUAGACUUUAUGGGGCAAGAACUUAAACACCAACUGAAUGCCGAUUUAGCAAAAGCCAAAUUUUACAGUGUAUUAUGUGAUGGAUCCAUGGAUACCACUACCGUAGAAAACGAGGUAUAAUAUAAGCUUUGUUCCUUUUUCAAAACGGGGUGCGGAAGUUCGUUGUGCGACUUUUCCCUUUUUGUUUACGUUUUAAACGGUCCCGGUUUCACUGGAAAUUGACAAUUGUUCGUAAACCAAUGACCGUGUUCAUUAUAGCAAACUUUGAAUAGUUUGCCUUGAAACAAGAACGAUUUCUCGUGGAACCUGGACUUUUAAAACGUAAACAAACAAGUCUGCAGAUACAGUCGUUUGCACCAGCGUGACACGCCAUAAAAAAUGCUCUAAUAGGAUACGCCCCAAUCUUGCAACUUUCAGAAAUAAGCAUAGGCAUAAAUUGGCCAAUUGACAUAUUUGUUGCUUUUACAUUAUUUGACAAAUUGUUCCACGCUAUUGCUCCAUUAUAACUGAGACUUUUUUUCAUGUAAUUUGUUUUUGGUUUUUGUAAAAGAAAAUAUUACUCUUGCCGCGUAAAUUGUAGUUUUGAUUAUUAGCGAUUUCGAACACUAAAUUGGUUCAUACUUUCUGGUAGCUCACUAUUUUUCACUUUAUACAGAACCACUAACUUAUUUUUCUCCCAUCGAUCGGCUAAAGGUUGCCAAUUUAAUUCCUUAAAUAUUUCUUUUGUUGCUAUUUCAUAUGGUCUGCCAGUGAUGACCCUUGCAACCCUGUUUCGCAUUUUCUGCAUUUUGUCGCGCAGAUAUUCGCUGCAGUUAGUCCAAAAAAGCUACAGUAAUCAAAAUAUAGCAGUAUUAUCGCGUUAUACUUCGUCCAACUCAGACGGAUAAUCCGAAAAAAACGCGUCUUCGAGUUAUUUAUAUAAAAUAAAAUAACUCGAAGUCGCGUUAUGUUGCACAUUUUUAUGCGACGUAUAUUCAACUUAUCUCGCAACAUAUAACUCGGCGACGAAUUUGCAUUUCAGACGAAAUGCAAUUGUAACUAAACUGUAGACUGUAGUUAUUAUAAAGUAAUGUUGAAACAAACAUGCAAAAUAAAGCCAUCUAAACGAUUGUUUGUUUUUUUCAACCCGGGCUAAAAUUGCUGAAUUGUAGAUGAAUAAAUGUCAUGUAAUCGCACACUGUAUUUUUAUAGGAUUUUAUCCUUAGCCUUAGGCCGGGUUGAAAUUUCAGCUCGGUUAACUGGGCAAAAACUCAGCCUGCGCUGAAAACUCCCCAUGUAUUAAAUCGACUCCUUAAUUUUCAAUGGGUAUAUAUACUUUGGAUUCUGCACCUUAUUUCUAGGUAAUCUACUGUCUUCAUUUUGAUCCACAACCUGUUGGAUCAGAUUCCGUGGAAGUAAAGCUUUCAUUCUUAAGUGUGAAACAGGUAAUUUGUUUGUACAUUGUCAAAUGAUACAUUUGUCCAUGGGUAUAAUUUUCAAUUUUCUCUAAUGAAACAAACGUUAUUUGUUAAGUUUUAAUAACAAAUUUUUGUUCCAGGUAAAAUAUGGAAAUGCAGGCGGAAUAACCGACGCUAUUGAAGAAAGUUUUAACGACGUUGAAGAGUCUAUUUCAUCUUCAUUAACCUCGGUUGGUAUUUUACCAUAUCACAAAAAGUUGGUUGGUUUCACAUCGGAUGGGGCUAGCGUUAACCGUGGAUGUAACAACAGCAUCAUGACCCGACUUCAAGAGAAAUCCCCAUGGAUGGUGUUCAUAUGGUGCGUCGCUCAUCGUCUCGAGUUGGCACUCAGUGACGCAUUAAAGACCACGGAGUUUCAGGAUGUUGAUGAUAUGCUGUUGAAGAUGUAUCUCCUUUAUAAGAAAGCGCCAAAGAAAGUGCGUCAACUUAAGGAACUACACGAUCUUUACAAAGAAACCAUGGAGUUUGACGAAGGAGGAAUAAAGCCGAAGAAAUCAUCGGGGUCGAGAUGGAUUUCUCACAAGUUGGCUGCAAUGAAGAUGUGUUUAGACAAAUGGGGUCUUUACAUUCAGCAUCUGGAAACCAUGACAGAAGAUGAAACCAUUACAAGCAAAGACAAAGCCAAGCUGAAAGGUUACCUUAAACGUUGGAAGAGCUCCAGAAUACCACUAUUACUUGCCUUGUUUAUUGAUAUAUUAACUAUACCGUCGAUUCUAUCAUUGACAUUUCAGAAGGAGAAAAUAGAUCCAGUGCAGACCGCGAGAGCAUUGAACAAAGCCAGGGAACGUUUGGCACAAUUUGAGAAAAAGGCGUUCGAAAAGCUACCGAAUGUUAGAAACUUUCUCUCAAAAAUUAAGGAAGUGGAUGCUCAGUUUUUCUAUCAAAACGUCGAACUCUCAUCAUUCGAGAGACAUAAGGUUUCUGUUGAAAGCAAAAAGAACGAGUACUCGGAGAAGAUUCGACAAUGCUUGACUAAUCGACUUGAACAAGAGGAUGAAGGCCAAGAGAUACUCGACGCCGUUGUACAAAUUCUUGAUUGCGAGGGAUGGAAAGACGACAACGAAUUUGCCGAAGACGCCAUUUUUGCAGUGUAUGACAAGUUCGAAGUUCCACUUAAGUCUGGCGGUAUGUCAGUGACUGUUCCCGACCUACUUAACCAAUGGCAUGAGAUCGUCGACUUUGCUGUUGAAACGAUCGGGGUGACCGGCCAAUCAUAUCUUAUCACAUGGCGUAAGAUAUUUUCUGCACCAAGGAGUAAAGGAUGGAAAGAUGCGCUUAUCUUAGUCGAACUGUUGUUUACUAUCCCUGUAUCUAACGCCAAGCUCGAGAGAAUGUUCUCCAAAUUAAAGCGCGUGAAAACAAAUUUCCGUUGUUCCCUUUCCCUUCAGAGGUUGGAAAACAUUCUACGCAUCAUGGAAGAAGGCCCGACAUGGGAGGAGUAUGACCCACUGCCCGCCAUUGAAUUAUGGAAUUCGGCGAAACAACGGCGGCCACACGAUGAGAAACAAAAGCGAACAUAUACGGCACGCAAAUCACACAAAAGGCUUUCGACUAUGUCGUCAGACGAAAGCGACAGCGAGACUGCAGAAAAAGAAAACCAUGAAAGUGAUAAAGAAGACGAAGACGUGCAGGAAGAAAGUACAGAAGAAACCGAAAGUCAGAGUUUAUUCUCUGAUUCUGAGGAGGAACCAUAA
Paramuricea clavata is the source of this 16234-nucleotide messenger RNA. The record is from the annotation of a GenBank genome assembly. Lineage: Eukaryota; Metazoa; Cnidaria; Anthozoa; Malacalcyonacea; Plexauridae.